This is a messenger RNA of Labeo rohita (rohu), 4227 nucleotides long. It is a transcript of the gene odad4, whose product is annotated as outer dynein arm docking complex subunit 4. The transcript is spliced from 12 exons. Gene Ontology annotation, molecular function: protein binding. NCBI's taxonomy places the organism in Eukaryota, Metazoa, Chordata, Actinopteri, Cypriniformes, Cyprinidae. The record is from RefSeq and is a predicted model, not a curated record. Gene Ontology annotation, cellular component: cytoplasm. The coding region runs from base 78 to 1544 and encodes 488 amino acids.
AGACUAUCCCGUACUACAACUACUUCCAUUCAUAUGUACUAAAGGUUUUGUUGUAAUUUUGUAUAAAUACGAACAAAAUGUCCGAUAACGAGGAAAGUCAAGGGCCGAAGAGUUCCUUUAGCACCUAUGUAGCUGAAGGUGACCAGCUAUUCCAGAAGGGAGAGUACGUCAAAGCUAUUGAGAGCUUUUCCACGGCUUUAAGUUUACAGCCGGAUGAUAAGAACUGUCUGGUCGCCAGAUCCAGGUGUUAUUUGAAAUUAGGGGAUGCAGAGAACGCGCUGAAAGAUGCCGAGACCUCACUUAGAGACAGCAAAGAUUUCUUCAAGGGUCUGUAUCAGAAAGCAGAAGCCCUCUACACUAUGGGCGAUUUUGAGUUUGCAUUGGUCUACUAUCACCGAGGCAAAAAGCUGCGUCCAGAGCUGCAGGAGUUCAGGCUGGGCAUCCAGAAAGCUCAAGAGGCAAUCGACAACUCAGUGGGCAGUCCUUCCUCUGUCAAGCUGGAAAAUAAAGGAGACUUUUCCUUCUUGCACAAGUCUAAUGGGGUUCAUCCCAAACAUCUGAAUCACUCUCAUAAGAGGGAAUCCAAAAAGCAUAACCAGAAGACGGGCAAAAGUGAAAAGACAGCCAAGGAACUCUUGGGAGAGCUGUACAGUGAUAGAGAAUACUUAGAGAAACUUCUACAAGAUGAAGAUCUUAUAAAAAGUAAGAUACGAACUGGAGAGCGUGUGCAAGACCUGAUCGUAGGCUGUAUCUCAUAUCUGGACACGCGGACGGCGUUCUGGCAGCAGCAGAAGCCCAUCUACGCUCGUCAGCGAGACAGAAAACUCAUGCAGCAGCAGUGGAACCGGGUUCUUCACAAGCCUCCCUCAGACCCCACUCGAUACGUCCUCAACGGUUUGGAGGAGAUUGACACAGCCUUGAGUGCAGGCAAUACAGAAAGCGGCCUGAAGAAGGCCCGUGAGCUGAUGAAGGCGGUGAAGGAAUGGUCUGAGGAUGUGCUGCCCAAUAAGAGAGAAGUGCUUGGAAACCUGCACAGCUGCAUUGGCAAUGCACUGAUGGAUCUUGGAAAUAUGGACAAGGCUCUGCAUCAUCAUGAGAAGGACCUCGAGCUGGCCAAGAAAGGCGACCUGACGGACAGUAAAUCCAGGGCUCUGGACAACAUUGGCCGUGUGUAUGCACGGAUUGGCAAGUUUCAAAGAGCUAUAGAAGUCUGGGAGGAGAAGUUGCCUCUAGCAUGUGGUGGGUUAGAGAAAACUUGGUUGUUUCAUGAGAUCGGCCGCUGUUACCUAGAGCUGAAACGCUACGGCGAAGCACGAGACUACGGCUCCCGCUCGCUCAUGGCUGCGGAUGACAUCAGCGAUGAGAAAUGGCAGCUCAAUGCCAGUGUGCUCAUGGCGCAGGCAGAAUUGAAGCUGGGUAACUACAAGGCCUGUGUGUUACACUUUGAGAGGGCACUGGACCGGGCAAAACUGCUGCAGGACGACUCUGCCAGCGAAGCCAUCCAGAAGGCUCUUCGUGAAGCAAGACACAGAGUGACUCAGUAAGAUGAGAAACCCCUCUGAAAAAACAUGGCUGCAUCCGCCUCCAAGACAAGUCAGAACUAAUGCAUCCUUACCAGUUAAAUACAUUUUGCCUGAAGAGCACUGUGUUAGAUUGCAGUCAGUCUCACUGGUGAAGGAUUACUUUAUGACUGCACUUUCUGUGCUUGUUUCCAUAUGGGUAAAAAGGGCUUUUGUAUAGUUUUACAUAAAUACACUGUCACACUUUCAGAGGUAUAACAAAUCAUGUUUUAUUUUUGUGAUGCAGUGUCAGAGUGACGUUGCCCAGACAUUGUUAAUGUUUUCCAAAAGACGCACGCAUGCUGAGGCCUUGUGUUGAUAUACAAAAAUACUCUUUUUAAUUCAUAAUCCAGCCAUAAUGGUUUGAAUUUAAAAGUAAUAAAAUUAGCUCAGCUUUAAUCCCUAACAUUAAACUCCACCUACUGAGUCAAUAUUGACUUAGAUUAUGUGCUCAACGAAACUGAAGAGUAGUAUAUGCCCUGACAGAAUGCUUAACUACACAUUACUGCACUUUGUGUGUGAGAGUAUGUUCGUGUGGGUUACAUCUGCUAUUUAUGUGAACUCACCACAGACACUUGUGAGAAAGCGGUCACAGCCAACCUGCGUUUGCUCUGAACUCCACUGUGAUAAGCUGAAGCAGCGAUUCUUAACUGCAAAACCUGUCAGUGCAAUGUCAGAACACACAACCACUCAGAAACCCUGCAUACAUUUCACACGUCCCUCACGAAUAUCAACAAGACGCAGCAUGAACGAUCCAGCUGUUUUAAUCUUUGCUAGGUAUGCUCCUGUAUAACUGGCCUGUAAACAAGGAUUUACAGAACAGGAGCUGCCUGUGGAUCCUUUUUUACUCUGUACAAACUUCAUUUUAAAACACAAACGAUGGAAAUGAAUCAUUUAGUAAUUUUAAUAGGCAUGUAUUCAAUAUAAUCUGACAAUCAUUCUGACAGUCUGCUGGAAGUCAAGUCCAUACUUGCACGAGGCAUGAAAAGCUUGAUCAUUUGUUUGUCUUCAUGUCUCAUCCGAUUAUUGAUGGCAUAUAUAUUUUAGAUGCAAUCAAAUGUACAGGUUUAGGCAAGUAUUCUUAUAAUGGCCUGUGUAUGAAAAUGGAAACUGUGUGUUUGCUCUACAAGUAGGCCUAAACAAUGAGUUUGAGGGGGCUAUUAUUCUACAAGAAUGUUGAUGUUUUAAACAAAUUCUAAACUUCUAAGAAAUGUAUUAAAUAAAAACAGGUCAUUUUGGGGGGUGCAAUCAAAUGUUCGCAAACGUCCAAACGCUUAACCUAAAAAAACGUUAAGACAACGUUAAGUUUUUUAAAAGACCAACAGUAAACACGUUAUAUAAAUAAAGCAUACUGUGUACAGACACGCAAAACCCAUAAUAUGAGCACUGUUUUAAUGCAUCCACGCUGGUGUUUUCUAUGGGAGGAAAACGUUAACGCAUUGUAUUCAUAUACUGGACUCCUCUGCUUGUCUAUACAUGGUAUAAUUUAUUAAUAAUGUGUUUACAGAGCUUUGUCAUUUAAAAAUACUUUAAGUCGUUAAGCAUUAUAGAAUGUCCCAAAUUUGGCAACAGAAAUUCACAGUUCGCGCAGUUAACAGAACACAAUUUUUUGUGACAUAUAUUUUUUUCAAAUCUUUAAUAAAGUAAUAAAAAAUAAAAGUGCUUUAAUGCUUUAUUGAUGUGCCGAAAUUCUGAUGGUUACCUCCUCUGGCAAUUGCAACAUCUUUUUGUUGGUAUCUAAAAACCAGCAUAAUCUAGCCUUUAUCAUUUCAUAAAACGUUUUUGAUAGUUACAAGGGCCAUUCUACAGAACAGGUGACAGAAACUCAAAAAACACAUUUAAAAAGCAGUUAAGUAUUUAAAUCUUAGAUGUUUACUAAGAUUAUAAUCUACUGAAACCCACAAUAAUAUUUAAAAUAUCAGUAAGAUAGCAUCAUUUAGUGGGUACUUUCAGUUGGGAGGUGGCUGUCCCAAACCCUAACCUAAUGCUUGGUGGUUGUGAAUGAAUAAAUGAAACACAUUUCCCCUUUUUUACUCCAUCUCGAAUCACGCUCACGGAAAGUGCUUAAAAAACAGCGUCUUUCCCAAGAGCCAUUCACAUUACAUGAUUUGACUGAUUUUUUCGUAGAAAGGGUGACAGUGCACCGCAUUAAAAGAAAGGACCAUUCAUGUUUUCAUAACUGCUGGCCAAAUUCAAAAACAAAACUAACAUUAAAUAACCAUUGAGAGCGAGGGGGCCCCCUGGUUUUUCGGGGGCUCUACAUAGCUUGCAUAUUUUGCGUAUAGGGAGGAUCAGCUCUGCUGAUUAGCAUCAUUGAGCUAGCUUCAAAAGUAUCUAAAAUUGUCACUACCAAAACAUUUGGUGAAGUUUCAGUAGUGACAUCUUUGUUUUGGGUGUUAUCCCAAUUUUCGCUACUGUAAUAGUCACGAUCGAAACAUGUCAUCAUCGUUUCGGUAGUGAUAAAAGGGAAUACAUAAUCCUCAUAUUUGGUGAAAUAAACACAUUUUUUGUAAAGAUAAGCAAUUUUUUUUUUGUAUUUUGGUAUGUUUUAGGAGUGUUUUAGUAUGCAAGUUAAAAUUCUAUAAUGUGAUGUGGUCGCUACAAAAAACAUUACCGUCACUACCGAAAAUAUGCAGUCAAGACUGAAACAUGGGAUGUUCUGUCAAAA